ACUAUGAAACAUGACAGAAUUUUAAGCCUCGUGGUUCUUUUGAAAUAAUUUUGCUCCACUGUGGCUUUGUUGAAUCUAGGAUUUGGUUAGGUACCAGUUCUUGGAUGUUAUCUGGUUGACUAAGAAGAUGAUGGGUAGUUUCAAGGACUUGAAUGUGUUCUGUAAUUAGGUGGAUUUCUCACCUAAUGAGGGCUGCUUCUCUGAUCUCUAUGUUGUCAUCUGGUUUGUAUACCAUGAGGAGUUUAUGUUUGCAGCAUCGCCCCUUUAUCAUCCUUAAAAUUGUACUGACUACACUUUCCUCCGAUUCCAACUGCCCGAACGUUCUACAUUGGGAUGCUGUUUGCAGAUUCUAACAAGGGCAAAACGACAGUUUAUUGCUUCUGAUAGUCUUGGCUCUUCAUCUGCCACUAACUCGUGUCAUUUUCAGCUGUGAUUUGUGGUGUGUAUUGACUUACCACCUCCUCCCUACUAAAAUUAUGCAGGUCACUGAGAAUGGCAAGCAGGAGCGGCACUUGGUAGCAACUGUUGGCAAGUUCAGUGUCGUUUGGAACUUCCAGCAAGUCAAAAAUAGCAGCCACGAAUGCUAUCUGAAUCAAGAAGGAUUAAAAAGCUGCUACUGUUACAAGAUAGUCCCGAAGAAUGACUCCAUCGUCGAAAGUCGUUUCAUGCACGACAAGUUUGCGGUUUCUGACUCUCCAGAGGCUCCACUUGUGAUUGCAACGAACCUGAAAGUCAGCUCCUUCAGUGUGUCCAGCAGGAGGUGAUUGACAGAGACAGACAUGCUUCGCUUUCAGAUGUAUUAUUGUGUUGAAUUUGUAUUCAUGGUUGUUGCCGUGUGAUGAAAUUGUGCUGUAUCUAGAAUUCUACUCUCAUGUCAUGUUGUAUUUAUAGCUUCUACUUGAAGCUUAAACGGGCAUUGGAGUUUUGCAUUUCCUCAACUCAAAUCCUUUGUUAAAUUGUUGAGAAUUGAAGAAACUUUCCUUUGCUUCUAGGGAUAAAUGAUUAUGUCGUAACGGUUUAACCGCUAACCGGUUCAACUCAUACUCUGCUCCUGCUGCAACUUCUCCUUAGCGAGUAUGAGGUCCAUUUUUGUCAUAUUUCUAUCCUAUAGAGUAUAGAGUAUAGACUGAUGAGAUGAGUUUCGGUUCACACGGUUGAACCAAUUGUCAUUUGGAUUGUACUUCCAUACGUGGCUGUAAUUUGUGCAUUCUGUAUUUCUGUUGAUAGACAGAGAGAAAGAGGUCGAACGAGAGAGAAGUAAAAGGGAGAAAUGGCCAUUGCAAUGGGGAGAGCUUUGCUUGUCCAUCCUUGCUCUGCUUCUUCUUCUUCUUCCACCUUAAGUUUCACAUCAAGGAACACCCACAAUCCAUACUGGAGCUUAGCUGCUGACACACUAUGGUCGGCCGCAAAAACCGGGCCACGUCACCCACUGACCGUGGCUCAAGCUCAACCGCGACCCACCUGGCUCCCUGGGCUCGACCCUCCUCCAUAUCUCGAUGGCAGCUUGCCAGGAGACUAUGGGUUCGACCCGCUUGGGCUCGGAGAGGACCCGAACAGCUUGAAGUGGUAUGUCCAGGCAGAGCUCGUCCACGCCAGGUUCUCCAUGCUUGGAGUUGCUGGAAUCCUCUUCACUGACUUGCUGAGGGUGACGGGAAUCAAGAACUUGCCAGUCUGGUACGAGGCAGGCGCCGUGAAGUUCGAUUUUGCAAGCACCAGAACUCUGCUCUUUGUCCAGCUUCUGUGGAUGGGGUAUGCUGAGACAAGGAGGUACAUGGAUUUUGUUAGCCCAGGAUCUCAAGCCAAGGAGGGUUCCUUCUUCGGGUUGGAAGCUGCAUUGGAAGGACUGGAGCCAGGAUAUCCAGGAGGACCGUUGCUGAACCCGCUCGGGCUGGCGAAGGACGUAAAGAGUGCUGGUGCAUGGAAGCAGAAGGAGAUCAAGAACGGGCGGCUGGCAAUGGUGGCGAUGCUGGGAUUCUUCGUGCAGGCAGCUGUGACUCAUAAGGGUCCGAUUGAUAACCUUGUGGAGCACCUCUCGAACCCGUUUCACAAUACCAUCAUUCACACCCUGUCUAACUGAAGAGAUUGCAGCAAUUCUCUUCUUCUUGCUCCUUCGUGUUGAGAUAUGGAGCAAAGACUCGUCAUUUUUUUUUUCCAGGGGAUGUAACUUGUUCAAUUUGUGCCUCAACUACUUGAAAUUUCCAUUUGUGUAGCUCAUGGCUGAGUUGCAAAAAGAAAAAAAAAAUAUGUAUAAAAAAGUCCGACCUACCGGAUUCGAACCAGUGACCUAAGGAUUUCAGCAUUUUACUACAGUCCUCCGCUCUACCAACUGAGCUAAGGUCGGAUUGAUUAUAUGUUCUUUAAAAGUUUCGUAAUUAUAAAUAAAAAGGUAUCCAACUGGCCUAAUACAUGACAAUCGCUGUU
This is a messenger RNA of Linum trigynum, 2421 nucleotides long. NCBI's taxonomy places the organism in Eukaryota, Viridiplantae, Streptophyta, Magnoliopsida, Malpighiales, Linaceae. The record is from the annotation of a GenBank genome assembly.